AUGCCUAAAGUAAAAGUGAAAAGUGGUCCGGCCGCGGACAGACUGAAGAAGAAGGAAAGACCUAUUCAUCCAUUUAGUAGAAAAGCUUUACAAUUAGGCAAGCAAAUGAUACACGGGAAGAGAUUAGAGGCAGCCAGAAAUACACAGGCAGUGCGAUCUGAGCUACUUGCAGAGAAGCUGCGCUGGUUUCAAAACCACCUUGACGAUCGUCAUCUUUAUACAAAACAAGAUGUCGUUGACCUUGUUAUGGAGUAUCGAAAUCGCUUUAAUGAAGAGCUUGAGCAGAUUGACAUUAUUCAGAGUGUAGGGAACAGGAAAGGACUAAACCAACAUGCUUCUCGUGAGUCUUCCAUAAAUAUCACAGUCGAAGAGGAAACAAAUCAGUUCAACAGCUCGGGGAUAGAAGUUCCAGAUCUUAUUAAUAAGAAACAUUUGGAAGACUUCAAGAAAUGGAAUGGCGAAAUCAAAUUCAUACAGAACCUGAAAUUAAAGAAAAUAUCUUUUAGAGAUUUAGAAAGACUAGAUGAGAAGAACAUAACAAAUGAGCAGAGUGGUGUAAGUGAGGCUACUAAAUGUGAUGCAGACAGUGAACUAGAAUAG
This is a messenger RNA of Candidula unifasciata, 600 nucleotides long. The record is from the annotation of a GenBank genome assembly. NCBI's taxonomy places the organism in Eukaryota, Metazoa, Mollusca, Gastropoda, Stylommatophora, Geomitridae.